UUUAUAUGGUUUCUUUCUGUAUAUUUGAGUUGGGUUAGGAUUUUCACAAAGAGAUUAUCACAACGGACCCGGCGUGCUUAUAAGGGAGUUUCGGAAAUUUCAAUACAAAUUCAUUUGAGAACAUAUUUCUUAGAAAGUAGUUACAUUUUUUAAAUUAGAGACAUUGAGAUGAUAUGUGUAACAAUAAGAUUAACUCAAACGCAAGUUAUAACUAAUCUUCCAAUUUCAGUGAAAUUCGAACUCUGUUCAAACUAUACAGAGAGAAUUUAGGAAAUUCAAUUCCGAACAAUACUUAUCGCCAUAAGUUUUUAUAAAACUAAAAAUACACAAGAAAAAACAUUGCUAAACUUGUGCAAUUGUUGAAGCUAGGCUCUCUAUUCUUCCAGAGAAAAGAAUGGAGAGAUUGAUAUUCAUUUUGACCACAUGUUUUAUGUUCGCAAAUUGUGCACGAAUCCCUGAUGUUGAUCCACUGUCGUAUGCAGCAUCACCGGAACCAAGCUCGCCGGACGUACCAACGACAGCAGGCUCACCAAGCACAGAUGGUUGUAACGAUGUGAUAUUCGAAAUUGCCGAUUGCAUUCCCUUUUUAAGCGAUGGGAACACGAACACAAAGCCGGAAGGUUCGUGUUGUCCUGGAUUGGAGAUGGUGCUAAAAGCUAGUGAUGGCUGCAUAUGUGAAGCCAUAGAAAGUAGUGCUGAUUUGGGUGUUCAUAUAAAUAUGACAAAGGCUAUGACAUUGCCUUCUGCUUGUGGAAUCUCUGCACCUUCUUUUCUUAGUGAAUGUAACCUCCCAUUGCCUCCUGGUGCAAGUGCUCAGGUACCCCACACACAUGCUCCUAAAUCAUCGCCAAAGAGUCACUCUCCAGAACCAAGCCAGGCACCAAGAAGUUCCGUCAAUGUAGUUCCAUCGCCGGUCACUGCUUCACACGCCGGAACUUACUCAGUAUCUGCAUCUCUAAUGCUUACUCUUAGCAUGCUUUCUGCAUCAUUCUACUGUAUUUCAUUUUAACUAAACCGAAGUUUCAUUGCUUGUUUUAUCAUCCUAUGCAAUAUUAGUCAUGCUUGUAGUUUAGCUUGACUAGACUAUGCUUGUGGUUAUGUAGGGUUUUUAUUUCUAUUUAGUCUUGAUUUCUAAUUAAUUUUGGUUUCCUUUUCAUGAAUGAAUUGGCAUCAAUUUUUUUUGUCCUUCAGAAGAAAAACCGUACAGUAGGGCUUUUAUAUAAUAAAAUUAUCUGUCAUGAAUAUUUCUAUGUUUGUACGUGAGAUGUCGUAGAUUUGAAUAUUACGAAAGGCCAAUUUGAUACAAAUUUAUUCUUCCAUCAUCUUAAUGUAAACACAUCGUCGUAUUAAAAAAAUAAUUAAAUUCUCAUAUUUCUUUAGGAAACUAACCAUUCAGAAAGGGAAAAAAAAAAAAAUUAAAAACCAAGAAACCAUGAAUUUCUGUAAUGACAUAACACAUAAUCAUUGGAUUAUCAAAAUUGAAGACAGAUUAGGUGCAAUAUAUUUUUGGUAACAGAAGUGAAGUCAGAAACCUAAUUCCAUGGUUUGGGUUUCCCUCCAACAAAAAGAACAAAGAGUAUUCUAGAUUUGGCCCACUUAAAAAGGAAAGGAAGAGAAAAAGGAACAAUGUAUUGUUGAGGA
This is a messenger RNA of Pyrus x bretschneideri (Chinese white pear), 1641 nucleotides long. Its product is annotated as non-specific lipid transfer protein GPI-anchored 31-like. The record is from RefSeq and is a predicted model, not a curated record. Gene Ontology annotation, biological process: lipid transport. Lineage: Eukaryota; Viridiplantae; Streptophyta; Magnoliopsida; Rosales; Rosaceae. Bases 395 to 1009 code for a protein of 204 amino acids. The transcript is spliced from 3 exons. Gene Ontology annotation, molecular function: lipid binding.